This is a messenger RNA of Xiphias gladius (swordfish), 1540 nucleotides long. It is a transcript of the gene otud6b, whose product is annotated as OTU deubiquitinase 6B. Gene Ontology annotation, biological process: protein deubiquitination. The record is from RefSeq and is a predicted model, not a curated record. NCBI's taxonomy places the organism in Eukaryota, Metazoa, Chordata, Actinopteri, Istiophoriformes, Xiphiidae. Gene Ontology annotation, molecular function: cysteine-type deubiquitinase activity. Bases 231 to 1130 code for a protein of 299 amino acids. The transcript has 8 exons.
AGAAGAAAGCUCCACCCUGCCCCAUUCGUCUUUUCCGGAUGAGGCCAUAUAAGCAUGUGUUAUUUAUUGUAGAGUAUAUAUUUUUCAUCUCGUGUCACUGAUGUGCCGUAUUUUACAACUUGGACAUCGUAACACUUUGUUUAUCCAACGGCCGCCAGUUUCAUGUAGCCAAGGGUCUAAUUGGACAAAGUGAGCAGCAGCAGCAGCAGCAGCGGCGGCGGCAUCCAGUCAUGGAGGAGUGGGUAGCGGAGACACCGGAGGAGCUGCUGGCAAAGCAGCACCGCAAGGAAAAGAAAGAUCUGCAAGCUAAAAUCCAGAGCAUGAAAAAUGCAGUCCCCAAAAAUGACAAGAAAAGGAGAAAACAGUUGACGGAGGAGAUUUCCAAACUGGAGGCUGACCUCAGUCAAAAACACGAGGAGGAAUUCAGGCAGCUCAAAUCUACAAAUGACACAAUGGUGGAAGAGGUGAUAAAUGGAGUUGAGAACAUUAAGAUGGAGGACGGAGAACAGGAAGAGGUCAAACAUCCACGAGUAACCAAGGCCCAGAAGAGAAGGGACAAGAAGGCUGCCCAGGAGAAGGAGAGGGAGAGCAGGAUAGCAGAGGCCGAGGUUCAGAACUUGCAGGGUGUGAGGCACCAGGAGGGUCUGAAGCUGGCUCAGAAACUCGCCCAGCAACAGCUUCAGAUCAAGGAGAUCUCCUCUGAUGGCCACUGCAUGUAUCGUGCCAUUGAAGAUCAGCUGGCACAGCGAUCAAAGACUGGGUUAUCCAUGAAUGUGAAAGAACUGCGGACCCGUACUGCUGAGCACAUGAGAUGCCAUGCUGAUGACUUCCUGCCUUUCCUCACCAACCCCAACACUGGUGACAUGUACACAACAGAUGAGUUCGAGAAAUACUGCAGUGAAGUGGAGCACACAGCAGCUUGGGGUGGACAACUGGAACUGCGAGCUUUGACUCAAGUUCUCCACUUGCCGAUAGAAGUGAUCCAGGCUGACUCUCCAGCAGUAAAAAUUGGGGAGGAAUAUGGCAUUGAACCUAUCACUCUCGUCUACAUGCGUCACGCCUAUGGACUAGGAGAGCACUACAAUUCUGUGGAGCGGCUAAAGGACCCAGCCAAUGCAGAGGACAGCUGAGAGACAGCUUAGUCUUGGUGUGACAUAAACCAAUUUGUGCAAUGCAGAGAGUGUUCAAAUCACUCACACCAGGGGCCCCUAAAUACAAACGUAUUUGAACGGGUGGAUUGCGCUAGUGCAAAUAGCAUAAAAAAGAAAUUAAUCUGUUAAUGAUUUUACAUCGGACACCGCUGGUCUAUCCCAUGGUGCCCCUGCAGCCCACUUUGGGAAAAAGUGGUGUAACAAGUACUAUUUAAGCAAAUCCACUUGGGCAGGAGAGCAUGGAAGAGCACUUGAUCAUGCAUGUCACUCAACCAAAUGUCAACAGAGUCCUGACAGAUUAUUUAACUUUUACAGUGCUCCUGGAAAAAACUGAGUUGCGUUGAGCCUGUAAAUCAUAUCAAUGUUUACAUAAAUACAUACUAAUGAGA